Rhincodon typus (whale shark) is the source of this 2445-nucleotide messenger RNA. RefSeq names its product ras-related protein Rab-15. The transcript is spliced from 6 exons. The record is from RefSeq and is a predicted model, not a curated record. Lineage: Eukaryota; Metazoa; Chordata; Chondrichthyes; Orectolobiformes; Rhincodontidae. The coding region runs from base 1 to 636 and encodes 211 amino acids. Gene Ontology annotation, molecular function: GTP binding; GTPase activity.
AUGGCAAUAUCAAAACCUUACAUUCAAACCACUGCCAACAUUGAUGUUGUAACAUUGAUGUUAUCUUUUGUUUGUUCCAUGGCACCACUUCGAUAUCAUUCAUUUCUUGUCUUGUUCACAGGAGUCGACUUCAAAAUGAAAACAAUAGACGUGGAUGGAAUCAAGGUGCGAAUACAGAUUUGGGAUACUGCAGGCCAGGAACGAUAUCAGACUAUCACAAAGCAGUACUACCGACGUGCCCAGGGAAUUUUUCUGGUAUAUGAUAUUACAAGUGAACGCUCCUUUCAGCAUAUUAUUAAAUGGGCCAGCGAUGUUGAUGAGUAUGCUCCUGAAGGUGUUCAGAAAAUUCUCAUAGCCAACAAAGCUGAUGAGGAACAGAAAAGGCAAGUGAGUGCAGAACAAGGUCAAAAACUUGCAAAAGAAUAUGGAAUGGACUUCUUCGAAACAAGUGCCUGCACCAAUUAUAACAUUAAAGAGUCAUUUACUAAACUGACAGAACUAGUGUUACAGGCCCAUAAGAAGGAGUUAGAUGGGCUUCGACUAUCAACCCCUGAUGAACUUAGUAUCGCUGAUUUAGAGGAGGAUGACAGCAAAAUCGAAGGGAUGAAUAACUCACAGAAAGCUUGCUGGUGCUAGAAAUGGAGCCAAACAAAAUCCAGUUCAGCGGUCUGAAUCAUGCCUCAAGACCUAGUUGCCUGCUGUUAUGUUGUGCCGCCUUAAAUAUUCACACAAAUCUUGCUUCUCUCUUGAGUUGGACUAAUCCUUCCAGUUGAUACAAAUAGGUGUUGUAUUUUUGUCCCAGCUCUGUGGCUCAACCAUUUCUUGGACUAGGCUUGUGUGCUGUGCAUUUUGUACAGUUACUGUGCUGUGAUUCGUGUUCAGGUGCUCAACUGAUGGUUCAGUCACCCAGUUUCUACAUGACUGCAGUUUCAGUAUUUGUUUUCUAUUUGGACAGCCCUUUCCAGAUACUGUGUGACACCGUUGUUUUCACAAUUAGUUGCCUACCAUUACAAUUGCCUGGACUUCCCCUUUUUGUGUAAUUAAUAACUAGUUUCUUCCAUAUGCUUUUAAUAUAUUUUUAGCCAAGCUCAAUAAAAGUACCCUUUUUGUCAUGUUGCUGCCCAGUUAAGAAUUUUUGAACCCAGCAUGAUUACUUACAUCUUGGUCUAUUUAGAAAUUCAACUUAAGCUUGAGGUUAUGGCUUCUGGAACAGAACAAUGUUAUUGUGGACACUGUCAAAAAGUGAUUUUGUCAAUUUCGAUUUUUUAAUAUCUUGAAACACUGUUGUGAAAUAAGCAUUAUCUCUCUUGCAUAUUCUAAGACUUACACUGCCCUGCUAGGUUAAUGAUCUGAAUGAUAUUUUUGACUGAUUUGACGUAAUAGUUAUAAAGUUGGGUUCAGUUGUGCUUUUACUUUUGUCAUUUGCUCCACAAAUAUCCAGCACUCAUUAAAUUGGUAGAUGAUUGUUGCUCAAAGUAAGUAAUGACUGAUACACCUUUCUCUCAUUUAUCACAAUUGACCAUGCCAGAAACAGAAAAUUAAAUUAUUUUCUAUGGGACAAACUAUAUAACUAAACCAGUAUUCCAUCCAAAUUCCAUUUCAUUGACAGUUUCACUUUACAGUUCUUAUGAAAUUAAUGAUUUUUUUUUGCACUUCAACAUUUUGAAUACUGAAGAAUUGCUAUGAAAAUUAAUAAUUAGAAUAGUCAAGGAUGAAUAUUCUGUGCAUUGAGUUCUCUAAUUAUAAUUGUUUGUGAAUUCCUUUUUAAUAUUGGCAUCACAAACUUCCAGAUGUAAAAUGCCUUUUGCAGCAAUGUGACAGAGUUUGGAUACAUUUUCCAUGGAAAUAGAUUGGUGUUGCAAAGAAAACAGGAAGAAUUCCUAUCAAAUACUCAUGAAUACUCAGAAAUUGCAUGUUUGAAUGAUUAGUGCAGCAUCAUUUGGCUAAGAACCCAAUAUUUCUGAAGAAAAUGAGGCAUUACCCUGUUUCAGUUAAAUUAGGAUUUGGCUACCUCAGUGAUAUAGUAUUGCAGUGUGGCGAUGUUAAUAUUUCUUCAUAACUGCGAAUACUGUUGUUCAGUUCACAGCCUGUAUCGAUUGCUUUCCUCUCUGUGGUAGAAUGCAACAUUCAUGAUAAAGGUUGAAGCAAUUAUGUAAUUUACUGAGAUUUGGCUGUUUGUUUGAACCUGAUGUUUUGAAUAUUUGUGCUUUUAGCUUUUUUCCUCUUGUAAUCAAAGAUUCUAUGAAACAUAACAACUGCCCAAUGUACUUCACUCUGCCUGGAAGAGUCAAAUGAGAGUGAUAUACUGAGUUAAAGCAUCUUAAUUUUCAUAAUUACUGUAUUUGUGAAGGAAAACGUACAAGUUGAUUUUAAUUAAUUAUAAUUGCUAUUGAAAAAAAAAUGAUUCUAUUCACAGAUGUCUACAAAUAAAUUUCAUCAAGGGUU